UUUUGAGUCUACGCAUGCUGUCGUUCUUGUUUACUCAAAGAAAGCAAACACAUUGGCAGGCAUAUAUGAUGGGAUGUCAUUCAGCUUUCACCGUGGCUUUUGUUGUCCCUGGGAAUAGUACAAAAUCAAACUUUCACAAUCAAGAGCAAGAAAUGGAAGUUCAAAAGUCAUAUCCAGCAACAACAUUUCCAUUUCAUCAUCAACCGGUUGCUGUGAACAAGAUUCUUGAUCAUUGGAACUUGCAAACCAAGUUGAAUAUGACUAGGAUUGAUCCCUGCACCAAGAAUGCUACUUGGGCACCAGACGCAGCAAAUCCCAGGAUUGCUUGUGAAUGUUCUGCCACUGUCUGCCAUAUAACUCAAUUGAAAAUUUAUGCUCUGGAUAUUUCUGGUGAACUUCCACAGCAACUUUUUCAGCUAAAAGAGCUCAUGGACUUGAAUUUGGGACUGAAUGUACUCAGUGGUUCCAUCCCAGCUGAAAUUGGUCAAUUGUCGAAGAUGCAAUGCUUGUUACUGUCGCUCAAACUGAUGAGAACUUUCAUAUUCAAAGCAGAUUAGUUUGAAAUCUUGAUUUGCAUAAGAACUUCACUGGUCUGGUAGUUGGCAUCCAUGCAAGCAUUUUCUUUUAUUGCGAUUCCUCUUUUCAUCAUACUUAAUACGACUGAGCCUUAGAAGUAUUUAGACCAUUCCUUUUCUGUUAUUUCAGAAGUUUUAGUUCAAACAAUUUCCAUGGACUGUUACCAACAGAGCUGGGAAGAUUAACUUCCUUAGGGCAGCUGCAAGUGUUCUACAAGAAUUGUAAUAAAAUAUAAGGGAAAAUCGUUCAAAACA
Molecule: messenger RNA, 830 nt
Organism: Coffea arabica (coffee)
Lineage: Eukaryota; Viridiplantae; Streptophyta; Magnoliopsida; Gentianales; Rubiaceae
Source: RefSeq, a predicted model, not a curated record